This is a messenger RNA of Kogia breviceps (pygmy sperm whale), 1717 nucleotides long. RefSeq names its product interleukin 31 receptor A (gene IL31RA). NCBI's taxonomy places the organism in Eukaryota, Metazoa, Chordata, Mammalia, Artiodactyla, Physeteridae. Gene Ontology annotation, molecular function: cytokine binding; cytokine receptor activity. Gene Ontology annotation, biological process: cytokine-mediated signaling pathway. The record is from RefSeq and is a predicted model, not a curated record. Gene Ontology annotation, cellular component: signaling receptor complex; external side of plasma membrane.
AGCCUACAGGCUGUUUGGUGGGGUUGAUGGUGGCCUCCAGGAGGGCUCACACCAGGGAGUACUUCCCAGAACUGCUGCUGCCAGUGUCUUUGUCCCCACAGUGAGCCACAGCCACCCCUCACCUCUGCAGGAAAACCUCCAAUACUAUCAGCCUCCCUGCAUUAACUUGGGGACAAUGUGGGGCUGGACACUGUGGAUGCUCCCUCUACUCUCCAGAUUUGGCCUGGCAGCUCCACAUGGCCUGGAUCUGUGGCGAGUCCUGGGACUAGCCGAGGUGGAUGGAAGAAGGCCAGUACAGUUGCUGUGGAAGAAGGCAAAAGGAGCCCCGGUCCUGGAGAAAACUCUUGGCUACAACCUAUGGUAUUUUCCAGAAAACAACACUAACCUCACAGAGACAAGGAGCGCCACUAACCAGCAGCAUAUGUAUGUGGGAGGCAAGGCCUACCGGGUAUAUGUGAUUUCUUACAAUUCUCUUGGGGAGUCUCCAGUGGCCACGCUUAGGAUUCCAGCUAUUGAUGAAAAGUCAUUUCAGUGCAUCAAGGCCAUGUACACCUGCUUCACUCAGGACCAGCUGGUCGUGGAGUGGCAAAGCUCUGCUCUGGAGGUGGAUACAUGGAUGACUGAGCGGGUCCCAGAUUUGGACUCAGAGUCCUCGACCACUUCCUGGGAAUCUGUGUCCCAGACCAGAAACUGGACAAUCCAGCAGGAUGAACUAAAACCUUUCUGCUGCUAUAACAUCUCUGUGUAUCCAAUGUUGCAAGACCGAGUGGGUGAGCCAUAUUCUAUCCAGGCUUAUGUCAAAGAAGGUGGUCCAUCAGCAGGUCCCAUGACAAAGGCGGAGAACAUUGGCGUGGAGACGGUCACAAUUACAUGGAAGGAUCCCAAGAGUCAGAGAAAUGGUUUCGUCAACAACUGUACCAUAUUUUACCAAGCUGAAGAUGGAAAGGAAUUCUCCAAGACAGUCAACUCCAGCAUCCUGCAGUAUAGCCUGGAGUCCCUGCCAAGAAAGACUUCUUACACUGCUCAGGUCAUGGCCAGCACCAGUGCUGGGGGAACUAGUGGCACCAGGAUAAACUUCAAGACAUUGUCAGUUAGCGUCUUUGAGAUUUUCGUUAUAACUUCUCUGGUUGGAGGGGGCCUUCUUAUUCUCAUUGUCCUGACGGUGGCAUAUGAUCUCAAAAAACCCAACAGAUUAAAGCACCUAUGUUGGCCCAAUGUCCCCAACCCUGCUGAAAGCAGUAUAGCCACGUGGCAUGGAGAUGAUUUCAAGGAUAAGCUAAAUCUGAAGGAGUUUGAUGACUCUGUGAACACAGAAGAAGAUGGGAUUCUAAAACCAUGUUCGGCCCCCAGUGACCUUAUUGACAGGUUGGUGGUAAAUUUUGAUAAUUUUCUGGAAGUGGUUUCCACAGAGGAACCUGAAAAGCGUCAGGAAAAUAUAUUGGGAGGGGAAAAGAAUGAGUACAUGACCUCCCCAUAUGGGACUUAUUGUCCCGCAGUUUCAGUCGAUAUUCCACCAAGAGAAUCGCAACACCUGCGUCUGGCACCAGAGGGGAUCUGCUCAGAAGCCAAAGAGCAUCCUCUCCCUCCUACCCAAGGUUUAGGGCCAGACCAUCUCUGUGGGGAAGGAGCACCAAACCCAUACUUGAAAAAUUCAGUGACAACCAGAGACUAUCUCAUGUCUGAAAAACUUCUAGACCAAACCCAAAGAGAAGUCUAA